ACAACAAACAUACUUACGUGACAUGUAACGACACGCAUAUCCGUCUGUGCUGACCUUGCGUCUUCCUGUAUUGUCGCAGUGUCGGAUAGCGCUCCAUGUGGCCUUUCAAAUCUAGUUAUCCGGUGAAAGCCCUCGCUGAAUUGAAGUCGCACUACGACUUCAUCGUCGUUGGGGGCGGUACAGGCGGAUGUCUCCUCGCGCGAAGACUCAGUGAGGACCCACGAUUUUCAGUGCUGCUCGUGGAGCGGGGCGACGCCUCCAACUCGUUCCUCGACACCACGCCCCUUCUGUCAAUGCACCACCUCUCCACCGGGAAACACAGCACAGUCUUCGACAGUGUUCCAGACUCGAGACUCGGGCGUUCCUGGACCCUCAUUACAGGCCUUGGUCUAGGCGGCACUUCGCGCAUCAACGCCAACAUCUACACGUGCGGCGUCCCCGCUCAGUAUAAUGCCUGGCAUGCGCAGGGCCGGGAUGGCUGGUCUUACGAUGAGAUGAAGCCGUAUUUCAUGAGGUCGCAGAACUGGACCGGGCCGGUGCCUCAGGAGGACCAUGGCGUAGAUGGUCCCCUGGAUGUACGAUCAUUCGAAGCAUACACGCAUGGAUGUUCGCUGAGGGCUGCAGAGGCGGCAAGGAAGAUCGGAUUCAGGCAGACCGUCGACGUGAAUUCACCCUUCGAGCCCAGCACGGGCGUUAACAAGGUGCAGUACACGCUCGACGCAAGCGGCCGACGACACUCGUCCUUCCGCGCAUUCCUGCCGGCGGACGUCGUCGCGAACCGACCGAACCUCCAUGUCUGCUGCGGCGUCAUCGCUACGAAGCUAGAAAUUUCAAAUGGCAACGACAAUACCCUCAGCGCAGAGGCAGUGGAGUUGCAGAGAUUUUCCGGGGGUAGUGCUAAGCGUGUCAUUACCGCUCGGAGAGAGAUUGUACUCUGUUGUGGCGCGUUGCGCACACCCCAGUUGCUUUUGUUAAGUGGUGUAGGUCCGCAGGAGCAUCUACGCGAAGUCGGCAUUCCAGUGGUCAAGCAUGCCCCCGGAGUCGGAAACCACUUGCAAGAUCACAUUCUCGUGCAGUCGUCUUUCAACUGCCCGAUGGCAGAUUCACUCUACUCCGUAUUCCGACAGCCACUCACCCUUCUGCGGGAGCUCUACAACUAUCUCCGACACGGCACCGGCGCACUUCAGUGUUUCAUGGUCGAGACAGAGAUCUUCAGUCUCUCGAGUGUAAUUUCCGCCGACGGCACGCCCACUGCGCUGUCUGCAGAGCAGCAGGAUCCAUACAGCCCUGACAAUGUGCCCGACAUCUGUGUAAUGAUAUCUACCGUCGGUGAUCCCAGGAGACCAGGCACGGACCACUUGAAGGGCACCAUGGGCAUCGACGCCGGACUCAUGCUUGCGAAGUCGACGGGUCACCUCCGCCUACGCUCUCGCGACCCACGAGCACAACCCAUCUGCGACAUGCGGUACGCGACAUCCCCAGACGACCGCAAGGCUCUGCGCGCGGCCCUCCGCGUCACUGCGGCCAUGGCUGAGCAGCUGCGUGUGGACGGCUACCCGCUGGAGGCCGUGCACGCCCCAGACACAACGAGCGACGUCGCGCUGGACGAGUACAUCGACGAGAACGUGGAGACGAUGUACCAUUACUCGAGCACGUGUAGGAUGGCCCCGGAGGAGGACGAGUGUCCUGGGGUCAUUGAUGACAAGCUCCGCGUCCAUGGCAUUCGGAAGCUGCGAAUAGCGGACGCGAGCGUGUUCCCGAACUGUCCUGCUGCUCAUCCGCAGGCUGUCGUGUAUGCAUUUGCUGGGAAGUGUGCUGAUCUCAUGCUCAGAUCAUGA
Molecule: messenger RNA, 1838 nt
Organism: Fomitopsis serialis
Lineage: Eukaryota; Fungi; Basidiomycota; Agaricomycetes; Polyporales; Fomitopsidaceae
Product: GMC oxidoreductase-domain-containing protein
Exons: 8
Coding region: 96-1838 (580 amino acids)
Molecular function (GO): oxidoreductase activity, acting on CH-OH group of donors; flavin adenine dinucleotide binding
Source: RefSeq, a predicted model, not a curated record